AUGCUCCCAACCUGGGCGCCUCUGCUCUUCUUAGCCAUGUGGGGGAGAAGCGCCUUUGGUGGCCCGCUCUCCUUCAGAAUAGCCGCCAUCCUCGAUGACCCAAUGGAGUGCAGCAGAGGUGAGCGUCUGGCCAUCACGCUGGCCAAAGACAGCAUCAACCGCAACAGCAACCGCUCCACCACCGGGAAGCUGGAGGUGGAUAUCUUUGAACUGCUCCGGGACAGCGAAUAUGAGAUGGGGGAGACAAUGUGUCAGAUCAUGUUUAAAGGCGUGGUGGCAGUCCUCGGCCCCUCCGCUAGUCCUGCCUCCAACUCCAUCAUCAGCAACAUCUGUGGCGAGAAAGAGGUGCCGUACGUGAAGGUGGCUCCCGAGGACAUUCUGAAGGUGCAGUUCCCCCGGUUCACCACCCUGGACCUGAGGCCCACCAACACCGACAUCAGCCUGGCGGUGGCGGGCCUGCUCACCUUCUUCAACAGUACCACCGCAUGCCUGAUCUGUGCUCAGUCCGACUGCUUAUUGAACCUGGAGCGGCUCCUCCGCCAGUUCCUGAUCUCCAAGGAGACUCUGUCGGUGCGCAUGCUGGACGACAGCCAGGAUCCCACCCCUCUGCUGAAGGAGAUCCGCGACGACAAGACUGCCACCAUCAUCGUGGACGCCAACGCCACCAUGUCACACAUCAUCCUCGAAAGGGCCUCGGAGCUGGGUAUGAUGUCGGUCUACUACACCUACAUCUUCACGUCUCUGGAGUUCCCUCUGCUGCGAUUGGAUGACGUGGCGGACCAGAGGGUCAACAUAGUUGGAUUUUCGGUCUUUAACAGAACCCACCCCUUCUUCCAGGACUUCCUGCUCAGCCUCAACAGAUCUUGGCAAGAGAACUGUGACCACGCUCCAUUCGCUGGCACACCGCUCUCCUCUGCGUUGCUGUUUGACGCGGUGCAUGUGGUGGUGGCUGCGGUACAGGAGCUGAACCGCAGCCAGAACGUGGGCGCCACAAUGCUGUCCUGCAAGACCUCCAAGAUCUGGGAGCACGGCACCAGCCUGAUGAACUACCUGCGGAUGGUAGAGUUGGAAGGACUGACGGGGCACAUUGAGUUCAACAGCAAAGGCCAGCGGUCCAACUACGCUCUGAGGAUCAUGCAGAACGGCAAGGACGGCCUCAGGCAGAUUGGCCAGUGGCACUCUGAAGAUGGUCUCUCCAUGGAGAGAAAGCUUCCCUCCAUCAACGUAACAGAGACCCUCUUCAACACCACCCUCACCAUAACCACCAUAUUGGAGAACCCGUACGUGAUGCUGCGGCCAAACCACCAGGCGCUGGAGGGCAACGAGCGCUACCAGGGCUUCUGCGUGGACAUGCUGAAGGAGCUGGGCGACAUCCUCAAGUUCAAGUACCGCAUCCGGCUGGUGGGGGACGGCCACUACGGGGUCCCCGGGGCUAACGGCACCUGGACCGGCAUGGUGGGGGAGCUCAUCUCCAGAAAAGCCGACCUGGCCGUGGCCGGUCUGACCAUCACGGCGGAGCGGGAAAAGGUCAUCGACUUCUCCAAGCCCUUCAUGACCCUGGGCAUCAGCAUCAUGUACCGUGUCCACCUGGGUCGCAGGCCCGGCUACUUCUCCUUCCUGGACCCCUUCUCCCCGGGGGUGUGGCUCUUCAUGCUGCUGGCCUACCUCGCCGUCAGCUGCAUCCUCUUCCUGGUUGCCAGGCUGACGCCGUAUGAGUGGUACAACCCCCACCCAUGUCUGAAGGGCCGCUGUAAUCUGCUGAUCAACCAGUACUCCCUGGGGAACAGCUUCUGGUUCCCCGUGGGCGGCUUCAUGCAGCAAGGCUCUACCAUCGCACCGCGGGCUUUGUCCACGCGCUGCGUCAGCGGAGUGUGGUGGGCCUUCACCCUGAUCAUCAUCUCCUCGUACACCGCCAACCUGGCGGCCUUCCUGACGGUGCAGAGGAUGGAAGUGCCCAUCGAGUCAGUGGACGACCUGGCCGACCAGACGGCCAUUGAGUACGGCACCAUGCACGGCGGCUCCACCAUGACCUUUUUCCAGAACUCCCGCUACCAGACGUACCAGCGCAUGUGGAACUUCAUGCACUCCAAGCAGCCCAGCGUGUUCGUCAAGAGCACCGAGGAGGGCAUCGCCCGCGUGCUCAACUCAAACUACGCCUUCCUUCUGGAGAGCACCAUGAACGAGUACUACCGCCAGAGGAACUGCAACCUGACGCAGAUAGGAGGCCUGCUGGACACCAAGGGCUACGGCAUCGGGAUGCCCCCAGGCUCAGUGUACCGGGACGAGUUUGACCUGGCCAUUCUGAAGAUGCAGGAAGACAAUCGUCUCGAAAUCCUCAAGAGGAAGUGGUGGGAAGGCGGCAAGUGCCCAAAGGAGGGGGACCAUCGCGCCAAAGGGUUAGGCAUGGAGAACAUUGGUGGCAUCUUCGUGGUGCUGGUCUGCGGCCUGCUGGUGGCCAUCUUCAUGGCGGUGCUGGAGUUUAUGUGGAUGAUGAGGCAGACGCCCGUGACGGAGCAGUCCAUGUGUGAGGAGAUGCUGCGGGAGCUGCAGGGCAUCGUCCUGUGUCGUGACAGCCUGCAGGUGAGGCGCCGGCGGGGCGCGUCCAUCCUGCGGCCGCGGCCCCUCCCCCUGGAGGAGCGCCGGGCACGGACCGCCGCCGCCGCCGCCAGCCUCAGCAACGGCAAGCUGUGCGGGGGCACCGGGCUGGCAGAGCCCCCCCUCUCCCACAGACUGGCCCAAGAGGCGGCGCUGGUGGCCCGGGGCUGCAGCCACAUCCGCAUCUGUCCCGAGUGCCGACGCUUUCAGGGCCUCAGGAUGAGGCCUCCGGGGGCCACGGGCGCCCUGCCCUCCCCGACACACAGCGACGAAAGCAUAGAGUGGGACAAAACCACCAAUAGCAGUGAACCCGAAUGA
This is a messenger RNA of Gadus chalcogrammus (walleye pollock), 2913 nucleotides long. It is a transcript of the gene grik4, whose product is annotated as glutamate receptor, ionotropic, kainate 4. Bases 1 to 2913 code for a protein of 970 amino acids. Lineage: Eukaryota; Metazoa; Chordata; Actinopteri; Gadiformes; Gadidae. The transcript is spliced from 19 exons. Gene Ontology annotation, biological process: modulation of chemical synaptic transmission; synaptic transmission, glutamatergic; monoatomic ion transport. Gene Ontology annotation, molecular function: kainate selective glutamate receptor activity; transmitter-gated monoatomic ion channel activity involved in regulation of postsynaptic membrane potential. The record is from RefSeq and is a predicted model, not a curated record. Gene Ontology annotation, cellular component: presynaptic membrane; postsynaptic membrane; plasma membrane.